AUGUGGGCGGCGGGGCGGUGGGCGGCUGCUCGGCCCCCCUCGGACGCCUGGCUCCCGGCUGGCGGCAGCGCUCGGUCGCGGCCUUCCUCGGGCUCCGUGUCCGCGCUCGCGGCGGACGCCCGCGGGCAGGGGCGGGAGGCGGUGCGCUCGCCGUCCCCGCCGCCGAGCUACAGCAACUCCACCUGGUCGCUGCUGUCUCCGCUCGGCCACCGGAGCUUCGUGUUUGACGACGACGGGGACGCGGCGGAUGAAGAAGAGGAAGAAGUGGACGAAGAUGCCCGCGACUCGGAGGCCCAGGGGGCGAGCCCGGGCGGAAUGCAGUUGCGGGGGCGCGCCAGGAAUUAA
Pipistrellus nathusii (Nathusius's pipistrelle) is the source of this 345-nucleotide messenger RNA. NCBI's taxonomy places the organism in Eukaryota, Metazoa, Chordata, Mammalia, Chiroptera, Vespertilionidae. The record is from the annotation of a GenBank genome assembly.